Molecule: messenger RNA, 1674 nt
Organism: Trichoderma asperellum CBS 433.97
Lineage: Eukaryota; Fungi; Ascomycota; Sordariomycetes; Hypocreales; Hypocreaceae
Source: RefSeq, a predicted model, not a curated record
AUGGACAAGACCGAGAUUUCUGAAAAUCAAGCAUCAUGCCAAGAUGUGGCCAAACUACCACAAAAAGAAUAUUCCAAUAUUAAGAACUGCGAUAAUCUGGAAAACUCGAAUACAAAUACUCAAGACAAUUCCUUUCCAGCUAUUUUUUCUUUCAUUUGGGUCGGUCUAUUCCUGCUAGCAAUUGCCGUGAGCCUCGCGGGGCAGACCAUUGUGUCUUACCAGCCAUAUGCCCUUUCCGAGUUUAAUGCUCAUUCGAUGCUAUCCGUCAUCGGUACCGUUCAGUAUAUUUUAUAUGCAAUUGUUAAGCCAGCCCUGGCAAGAACGGCCAAUAUAUGGGGACUUCUUGAAGCAUUCAGCAUAUCAAUCAUCGCAAUUUUGAUUGGGUUUGCCAUUAAUGCAGCUUCCCAGAAUCUGGGAAGUCUGACAGCAGGUCAAAUCUUCUAUACAAUUGGCCAAGUUGGCAUACAAUUUUUGCAACAAAUAUUGAUAGCUGACAUUACUACGUUGGAGAAUCGCUCCAUACUCGGGAGCCUUGUUUUAUGCCCUACAAUAUUUACAUCUUGGAUUGGAGCGCCGAUCGUAAGUGCAAUGGUGCCUGAGAAAUGGAGGUGGGGAUACGGCAUGUGGGCAAUUAUAUUUCCGGUUGUAUCAAUGCCACUAUUGCUCUCACUUUGGCAAUAUUUACGACGUGGUAAUGAAUCUAAGACGACUGCUUCGAGCAGUGAAAUGAAAAGUAUUUCUGUGUUAUGGUCGCGCCUUGAUGUCGUUGGACAUAUACUUCUCACAGCCAGUCUAACACUUGUUCUACUUCCGAUGACACUUUCGACAUCGCCUUUCCAGUCAUGGACUUCGCCAGCCAAGCUAACUAUGGUUAUUAUUGGAGGAUGUUGCUUUAUUGCUUUUACGAUGUAUGAGAUUCAGAUCUCAUCUCAUCCCAUUGUUCCGUUCAAAUUGGCAAAAGAUCGGACUAUUGCAGCGGGUUGCAUAAUACAAUUUGCCCUUUAUUUGAGUUAUUAUAUCUGGGCGCCCUACUUCUUCUCAUUUAUUGUUAUUGUCAACAAUCAAUCGGCGAAGGCGGCAACAAAUAUCACUGCCUCUCAAGCAGUUGCGACGGCCGUCAUUGGAUUGCUUGUGGCCUUCAUUAUCAAGCUAACAGGUGUUUAUAAAUGGGCUAUUCUGCUCGGAAUGAUAUUAAAGUUAAUCGGCGCGGGGCUGAUGCUCAGAUACUCUAGCAUGAAUGCAAGCAUCGUUCAGAUAUUAUUUGGCCAGCUAAUAUCAGGGGCCGGGACAGGGAUGAUCUCUAUUAUCGCACAAACUGCUGUUCAAGCAGUAACAGAGCAUCAAGAUGUGGCAUCAGUAACAACCUUAUACGAGGUUUCCGGAGCUAUUGGGGGGGCGAUUGGUAACGCUUUAUCAGGUAUCAUCUGGACAGCUCUCCUCCUCCCACAGCUACGCAUUAAUCUUCCUGAUUCAGCACAGCCAGCAGCGAUCGAAAUAAAAAAUUCUUUCGUAGUGGCCUCAUCAUAUUCUCCCGGAAGUCCAGAAAGGACUGCUAUUGAUAAGAGCUACACAGAAGUUAUGCAUGUCCUUCUCAUUGUAGCGUUGGCAGUAUUGUCGGUGCCAUUUUUCGCAAUGUUUGCGAUGAAGGACAUGAGACUGAAAGAGCGCGAGUAA